CUUUUGUUGAAGCGACAUCAUCCCCAGCAUCAACCAUUUGAACACCCAGAAAGCAAGGCGUUUUUCAUUGCAUUCGUCAGUAUCAGGCGUCAAGCCCAGCAUUCUUGCGUUGGAAAAAUGGCCAAACCUCGCGGUCCUAUUCUCCAAUUGCGCGUUAAUGCCCCGCAAGGAAGCCGCACUGUGGUUAUCCCAAAGUCCUUCAGUUUCUGGAAUUUGCACCGCGUCAUUCAAAUUGCGUUUGCGCCAGGCAUUCAGGAUGCUACUAUUGAGAAAAGGACUUACGAAUACAAGCAAGGAGAGACAAAGCCGAAAAAAGGAAAGAUGACCAAAAUGGAUUGCCUAUCCUUGAACGAAGGAGAAAAGUUUGAAUACAGCUGCAAUGGAGUUGACUAUACGAUCGAAGUAGAAACCGCUGUGGAGAAUGGCGAGAUCAACAACUUUAUUCCUCGAUGUAUUCACGGUGAUGGCGAAAAAUUGGAGCUAGAUGCCGUAAACAAGAAGCUCAUGUUCAAGAGGUUUGGAAUGAAUCCUUCCAUGAAUAAGAAGCCCCGCCAGGCACCGAAAAUCAUUGUCAUGGCAGGUGAACCGGAUUAUAUGAUUUGGAAAACGUACAUGAACGCUAUGCGCGUUCCCGCCCGUGCUGCUGAAGAAUAUUGAUACCCCAGAGCGAUCUCCCCUUAUUCGCCUAUAUCGUAAGAGUGUAUAUCGAUUGGCCCCCUUUUCACCCAUAUUUUCGAAUCUUGUAUAAUUGUUCUCGCGACCCGCAUUUUUGUUGAAAUAUAUACUUCCGGACCUUGAGCCGAUACUCAUAUAUUGCCCAA
Spizellomyces punctatus DAOM BR117 is the source of this 821-nucleotide messenger RNA. RefSeq lists its product as uncharacterized. The transcript has 4 exons. The coding region runs from base 118 to 657 and encodes 179 amino acids. Lineage: Eukaryota; Fungi; Chytridiomycota; Chytridiomycetes; Spizellomycetales; Spizellomycetaceae. The record is from RefSeq and is a predicted model, not a curated record.